Molecule: messenger RNA, 4076 nt
Organism: Cottoperca gobio
Lineage: Eukaryota; Metazoa; Chordata; Actinopteri; Perciformes; Bovichtidae
Gene: e2f8
Product: E2F transcription factor 8
Exons: 13
Coding region: 350-2989 (879 amino acids)
Biological process (GO): regulation of transcription by RNA polymerase II
Cellular component (GO): RNA polymerase II transcription regulator complex
Molecular function (GO): RNA polymerase II cis-regulatory region sequence-specific DNA binding; DNA-binding transcription factor activity, RNA polymerase II-specific
Source: RefSeq, a predicted model, not a curated record
CUGUAGUAAAGUUGACCAAGAGGCUACUUCUUACUAGCAAGGGGGAGAAAAAGAGGAAACUGAGUUCCGCGCACAUUUUGUACUAUUGCACUUUGGGUGUUUUUUUAUGUUUAUUUUGCGUGGAAACGUGUGGUACUGUGUUCAAAUCCACAUUUAGGGCUCGGGUUGAUCGUUUAGAAAUAAAGUAGCUGCUGGUAUCCACAACACAUUAACGUUACCGUAAGGAUGGGAUGUUUCCUCUGAGCAAGGCUAUAUACUGAUUUGGGAUGAUGGCUUUGUAGCGCCAAAGGUUCUGGCAAAUACUCCAAAGAAAUCAUUUGGUCAGUGUGCAGUGGAGAACCAGCUGACCAUGGGUCCCCUCACUACACCUAAAAAAGGAAGGGAAGUACGUUCUGUUGACCCCUGGACGCCGACUUCCAACCUAAAAAUGCUCAUCAGUGCUGCUAGUCCUGACAUCAGGAACCGAGAGAAAGAGCUGUGCAUGGACAAUGACGGACGGGAAGGUCUUGACCCUUCACAGGACUCUGAAAAUGGAGACUGGAAAAUGAUCAGCAGGAAAGAGAAAAGUCUGGGUUUGCUCUGUCAUAAAUUCCUCGCCCGCUAUCCAGAUCACCCAAACCCUUCCCUCAACAACGACAUCUGCCUGGAUGAUGUGGCCACUGAGCUCAGCGUAGAACGCAGGCGCAUCUACGACAUCAUGAACGUGCUAGAGAGCCUGCACAUGGUGAGCCGCUCAGCCAAGAACCGCUACACAUGGCACGGCCGGACCAAACUGGCUCAGACUCUGGCCGUUCUGAAGCAAGUGGGCGAGGACCAAAGGUACGGCCAGCAGAUGCUUCACAUCCGGCAGCGUCUCCGGGACAAGGGGUUUGACUUUGACGGGGAGGAGAAGGAGAAUGAGGAGGUGGUGGAGCUGGAGAGCGGGGAGCAGGGACAGAAGGAGCUCUUCUUUGUGGAGCUUCCAGGAGUAGAGUUCAAAGCAGCCUCUGUUAACAGUCGGAAGGACAAAUCUCUGAGGGUGAUGAGCCAGAAGUUUGUCAUGCUCUUCCUAGUGUCUAAUCCUCGCGUUGUCAGUUUGGACGUGGCUGCCAAGAUCUUGAUCGGAGAGGACCAUGGUGCAGAUCAAGACAAAAACAAGUUCAAGACCAAAGUGCGUCGGCUGUAUGACAUAGCUAAUGUGCUGCGGAGCCUGAAGCUCAUUGAGAAAGUCCACGUGACAGAAGAGAGGGGUAGGAAACCGGCCUUCGAAUGGGUCGGCCCCGAAGAAUUCCCACAUGUCAAAGACUUGGAGAGCUCCACAUCUGAAUGCUCAACAAAGAAGAAAAUUGUACUGGAGUCCCGUGCUUCUUUAGACAACUGUGCCAAAAACCUAUUUUCAUCGCCCAGGGCCAAGCGCAGAUUCACCCGGCACCCCUCCCUCAUAAAGCUGGCCAAGAGCAUUCAGGAUGAUCGUCGAAAGAUCAAUUCUGCCCCCAGCAGUCCUUUCAAAAGUGCACUGAGCAAUUCAUCAAACCUUGAACUCCCAAAUAAAAUGGCCCAACUUGCUGCUAUAUGUAAGAUCGAGCUCGACCAGGAGUCAUCGACCGGAGCUGACGAUCCACAGCCUGCUGCUGCUGAGGCGGACACUGCCGCCGUGAGGCUCGAGCCGACCUGCUCUGUUUCAAUGGAACAGUUACUAACUCCAACCCAGGAGACUAGAGUCAAUACUACUGUCCACCUCACCCCCCACACGCCGCUGACGGCCCUGCCCGCCGGCUCCGUCGCCUACAUCCCUGCACAGUGUUCACCCCUGAUUCCCGUCCUGUUACCACAGCAGCGGGGGAGCGUGCCGUACGCCGUAUAUUUGCAACCUUCGUCCCGCAGGCCGAACCCUCUGGCCAGGCCGCAGCCGACCAGUCUCGCUGUACGCUCCAUGACCUUUGAGGAUAAGACUGGGCAGAGCCCGACAGGCCAGUAUGCAGCCAUGAGUCUGCCAGCCUUUAGGGCGUCAGACGUCAGCCCCUUGGUGCUCAAACGGUUGCGUUCAGAUUCAGCCUUAGAGAACAGCCCCUCCAAAGCCAAGAAGACCGACACCAACUUUAAGGACACUUCUCCAAAGCUGUGUGGGAUCCUGCAGGCCCGACUAAAGGCCCGCCGUGGCACUCAGCACUCAAGCCGACCCUCGCCUCGCGCCCUCCACCUGGACCCGGAGUUUGUCAACACCCCCGGCGGUGCUGUAGCCAAUCAGACACUAGAGCAGAGCUUGGAGACCUUCCUGGACAGAGAAGACAAGAUGGUGUACUCCGACAGCGAGGCGGGAUUAACACCGGUCAGGGUUGUACCCCUCACGCCGGGACACCUCCACACAGAGACUUUAGUACCGGCUGGAUACCUGAUCCCAAUCUCCCAUCAGUCCCUCAUCGGCUAUAAGGAAAUGCAAGAUUCAGGACGAGAGUGCAACAAGGCCUCAACUCCCACUUACAACAUCUACCAAACACCCACUGCAGGCUCCAGACAUGCUCUCGCCCAGGAGACGACACCCACCAGCCUUCGUCUUCACAAAGCCGCUGCUGCCGCCUCACCGCUCACCACCCAGCAGGCCCACCACCUCCACAGCCCCAGCCCUGCCAUCCUCAACUUCACCCUGCAGAACCUCGGCCUGAUCUCAGGCUCCAGUCCAGGAAACAUCUUUGCUGCCCCCCAAACUCCAGAGUGUGCCAACACCAUGCCCAGCUCGCUGGCUCUGCAGCAGAGAGGCAUGGUUUUCAUCAAACCUGUGUCCCCUGUGCCUCUCCAUCAGUCCGUAACAGGGCAACCGAUGGCCCUGUUCAGUGUACAACAGUCUCUGAUGACCACCCCCAAAGGCACAGCGCUCCCCCAGCACAGCUUCUUCCACACGCCGGUCCACCUCUCCCCUCUGGCUGCCAUGGUAACCCCCGGUGGACAACUGGCCACCAAAGCUGUUUACAUCCCUCAGAGGAAGCUGGACGUCGCCACUGAGGAGUCCUGAAAUCCCAGGAAACCAUCUGAUGACUGUGUACAUUGUGUGUGUGUGUGUGUUUGUGUUGUGGGUGGCUGUCCUUUAUUUCCGGUCUGGUUAUGAUUUUACAUUAUUCAUUACCUCUGAACAUUACACAGCGGUCUUCAUUCUCAUCAUGGCCAGCUCUAAAAUUAGACUUCGGCUGUUGCCCAGGGCACAUAUUUCAAACCAAGUUCACCAGAAACUCAUGAACACUACUGUCAUGCUCAUUGUGAUGCUGGUAGAAACUGUUUCCCCACGACUUAAUUUUAGUUAUUUCUGCUAAUGUGAGUGGUGUGAACACCAAUUUCCUCUUUUCAAAUGACCAAGAGUAGUAAAAUCAAUGCUUCUGAAGAGCAACACUUAGGUCAGAUGGACGUUUCUUUGGCUGAAAGACAAGUUUGAUUGGAAACAUUGUUGAUUGAUAAUCUUGUCUCUAAGUGAAACCUAAUGAGACAACUUUUGCACAUAUGUACAUGUUAACUGUUACCCCUGUUAAAAAUAUGUGAAUAUUUUUGAUUCUAAGGCUAAUCAGACAUUUUAAUUAAGUUUCAUUUAUAUGGAAAUCACCUUUGUAUUCUGAUGUCCUGCUAAAUGUAAAAUGUAAUUGAAUACAUUUUUCUAUGAAUCAGGUGAAGUCGGUCCGUCUUUUGGUCUCCACCGCACAUCGUCACAACUAUUAGAUUGGAAUUUGUGCCGACAUAAAGGCCUGCUACCAACAAAUACUUUCAUUAAAGAUGCAUGCGUUACUUUUACUAAGAUCAUUUUGUCUAAAAAAAAAUAACAAUACUGAUCCCAAAUUCUAAGUGCUCAAGGUGACAUCUUCAAAUGCAUGUUUUGACUAAACAACUAUUUUGAGAAAUGUUUUUUCCGUCAUAAAUGACUUAAAUGUAUUGAUUGAUUAGCCAAAGAAGAAUCCAGCUCUUUCAGGUAUAAAGUUGCUCUGAGGAGCUUUAUUGUGAACAAACAAAAAUACUGUUUACGUUCAGUGUUACUCACUGAAAUGCAUUGUGUGUAUCAUUGACCUCUAACAAAUGUGUUGAAUACAUUUCCUUCCUCAUAAAACAUUUAAAUCCUA